GACAGUAAAUCUCACCGUCUCCAGACCUUGUAUUCAUUUUGUUUGUUUACAGACGUAACAGGUGAUGAUGGCCUCCUCUUAAAACGUCCCAGCAUGCACCUGGAGCCUCCUGCAGGUUCCAGAACCACCUCUGAGCUGAAGAAACAUCUAAAGGAAACAGGAAGUUAAGCAUUUAUGAAAUAUCCAGCCUGUCAGUUGGAUUUUUAUUGAAUCUGCGUUUGGAGGAAAGACGGAUCUGCAGCCAUGUAGCGUCGACCCUUUAGAUCAAAGCUGUUUCCAGUGAAGUGCCGUCAUGGCAGCUGGUAAACCCCAUCCUUUGAGCCGGAUGAGUAGCAAAGACUUUAUUCCACCUUCAAUGUCGCUGAGGUUUGUUCUCAUCGGGAACAGCUGGUCUGCAAAAUGUUUGUUUGGAAACGUCCUCCUGGGACAAAGCAGGUUCCUCAGGGAGGAAGAACCAGAAAGCUGCGUGAGCGUCAGAGGGCAGGUGAAGGAGAGAGACCUGGUCCUCAUUAACACUCCCAACCUGCUGCUCCCCAGCACCUCCCAGAACAAACUCACCCAACUCAUCAAACACUGCGUGAGACUUUCUGCUCCCGGACCCCAUUUGUUCCUGCUGGUUCUGGAAUCUGAGACCUUCACUGAGGAGCAGAAUGUCCGGCUCAGAAAAAUCCUUGAAUAUUUCAGUGGGCAGUCUUUUGCCCACUCAGUGGUGAUGGAGCCAAACCUCAGGGAUGCAGGUGACUGGGUAAACUACAUGAACCAAAGGACCUUAGAGGGCCUGGUGAAGGAGUGCAGAGGACAUUUUUUAUGGAAGAAGACCACUGAACCUUCUGAGCUGCUGCACUUUCUGGAGAAAACAGUGAAAAACAAUGAAGAUCAGCAUGUGAGCUGUGGCCCAUUAACCUCUGACCCUUCAGCUACUGAUUCUGCCUUCAGAAUUGUUUUAUUUGGGAAAAGUGAACAAAAAAAGACCAUAGUUGGAAACCUCCUCACCAGUAAAACAGGAGCACUCUUCCAGAAAAGUUCCCUUUCUACGAGGUGUGAUGUCAUCAGCGGCGUGUGGAGAAGCGACUCAGUGACGGUGGUUAAAACCCCAAACUUCUUCAGAAUGUCAGACGAAGCAAUCAGAGAAGAAAUGAGGAGAUGCGUGGACUUUUGUCGACCGGGUCCAAAUGUUCUGCUGCUGCUGAUGAAACCUUCUACGUUCACACACAGGAAGAAACAAGUCCUCUUAUCGAUCUUCUGGCUGUUCGAACAGGACGCUUUUAAACACUCGAUGGUCAUCAAGACUCAUGACCUGAAGGAAUGUCAGUCGGUCAAUCAGCUGAUCAACAACUGUGAUGGAAGACAGUUUAACCUGUCUGAAGACAACCAGACAACCCUGAGGGAGAAGGUCAGGUCCAUUGUGAGCAAGAACAGAGAAUCCUUCCUGACUCUAGCUGGAGAGAACCAAAGACCAGAAAUCAAACCGAUCAGACGUCAUCUAAACCUGGUCCUGUGUGGGAGGAGAGGAGCCGGGAAGACCUCAGCAGCCAAGGUCAUCUUAGGUCAGACAGAGCUUCAGUGGGUCUCCAGCUCAUCAGAGUGUGUUAGAAACCAGGGAGAGGUGUGUGGACGGUGGCUUUCUCUGGUGGAGCUGCCUGCCUUGUAUGGAAAAGCUCCGCAGGAAGUGAUGGAGGAGUCAUUCAGGUGUAUCUCCCUCUGUGAUCCUGAGGGUGUCCAUGCCUUCCUCCUGGUCCUACCUGUGGGUCCCCUCACUGAUGAAGACAAGGGAGAGUUAGAGACCAUCCAGGACACAUUCAGCUCUGACUUCACCAUGAUUCUGUUCACCGUGGACUCGGAUCCCACAGCUCCAGCUGUAGUUGACUUCAUCAGAGGAAGCAGAGACAUCCAGGAGCUCCGUGAGAGCUGUCGAGGAAGAUCUGUUGUUCUCAACAUCAGGAACCAGCAGCAGGUCCCAGAUCUGUUGGAGGCGGUGGAGAAAAGAAUGAGAUCUAACAAUAGUCCAGCCUGCUGGAGAUGAAUGCAUGAAUGAGUUUCUCUAGGUCUUGUCUGGACACGAGGCAUAAAGGACCCGUCUGACUUCACGCAUCUGCCUCAUGUGAUGUCAUUCAAAUCAAAUCACUUUUAUUGUCACAGAACCAAGAGUCUCCGGAUUGUUCUGAUCGGGAAGACCGGCUGUGGGAAAAGCACUUCAGGAAACACCAUCCUGGGAAGAGACGAGUUCCGAGCCGAAGCGUCGCAACAUUCAGUCACUAAGCGUUGUCAGAAAGCACAGGGCGAGGUGAACGGUCGCGCCGUCACCGUGGUGGACACUCCGGGUCUGUUCGACACGAAGCUGAGCCUGGAAGAACUAAACGAGGAGCUGAUGAAGUGCAUCAGUCUUCUGGCUCCCGGACCACACGUCUUCCUGCUGGUCUUAGAAAUCAGCAGGUUUACGAAAGAGGAGGAGGACACGUUAAAGCUGGUCAGGAAAGUCUUUGGGAAGACCUCUGAGAAGUUCACCAUCGUCCUUUUCACUAAAGGAGACACUUUAGAGUAUCAGUCAAUGUCUGUAGAGAAAUACAUCGAAACAGGCGAUGACUUCAUUAAGGCUCUGAUCGCCGACUGUGGAAGGAGGUACCACAUGUUCAACAACUACGACAAACACAGCAGACCUCAGCAGGCCACUGAGCUGCUGGAAAAGAUUGAGAUGAUGGUGAAGGAAAACGGCGGUGGAUGCUUCACCAAUCAGAUGCUGCGAGAAGCAGAAGCAGCAAUCCAGAAGGAAGUGGCGACAAUCCUGCAAAGCAGAGAAGAAGAAAUCCAGCGUGAGCUGAGAAAGCUUCAAAUCCGACAGGAAAACGAAGUGAAGGCGGUGAAGAUGAGGAUGGCAGAACAAAGAGAAGAGCAGAGAGAACUUCUGGAGCAGCUGGAGAGGAAAAUCCAGAAUGUGAGUGAAAGGACGAAAGAAGAAAAAAAGAGAGAAGAAGAAGAGGAGGAAGAGAAGAUGAAACAGGAAGUUGAUGAACAGCAGGAGUGGGAAAAAAAUCUAAAAACCUUAGAAGAAAAAAUCGGUUCAACAUCAGGUUUGGAGGAGAGAAGGUCACUGCAGCAGAUGAGAGAAGGUCUGUGUAAACUACAAGAAAACAGGAAGAAGGACCAGAAGGAAUCCUGGGAUAGACGUAAAAAAGAGAAGGAAGACAGAGAGAAGACAGCUGAAUCAGAGCUCCGACAGCUCCAGAUGGAACACCGUCAGACCAAACGCAAACACGCAAAUCAGAUGGAGAAGGAAGAAGACCAUCUCAGAGAGUUGGAGGAAAAACACGAGAAGGAAAGUCACAACGUAAAGAAAAGAUACGAAGAGGAGGCCAGAGCAAAAGCCGAAGAGUUCAACGACUUCAGAGGAAAGUACGGCAGCAACUUCGCCGGUUUGAUGGAGGAACACAGGGAGGAGGUCCAGAGUCUGGAGACCAAACACCACAAACAGAUCCAGGAGACGGAGGAGAAGUUCAGAAAAGAGGCCAGGCUGCUGCAAAACCUGUUGAAUUACAAAGAAGGACAGUUAAAGGAGGAACUCGAACAGAAAGAGAGACAACUGAAGGAAAUGGAGGAGUUAAAGACGACUCAGGAGGAAGAAUUAAGCUCCAUGCAGAAAAAAUACAAAAAUAAAUGUGAGAUUCUGUGAAAACACGCCUAAAAUAACAAGACUGCUGCUAGCAUUCAUGCUACAUGUAGCAGCCCCGAGGACACAUGGAUUCAGACGUGUUUGUUCCUCCGAUGCUUCCUUCAGUCAGGUGUGAAUGCGACCCAAACCAGCGACCGGAG
Molecule: messenger RNA, 3807 nt
Organism: Nothobranchius furzeri (turquoise killifish)
Lineage: Eukaryota; Metazoa; Chordata; Actinopteri; Cyprinodontiformes; Nothobranchiidae
Source: RefSeq, a predicted model, not a curated record